Molecule: messenger RNA, 3638 nt
Organism: Silurus meridionalis
Lineage: Eukaryota; Metazoa; Chordata; Actinopteri; Siluriformes; Siluridae
Gene: auts2b
Product: activator of transcription and developmental regulator AUTS2 b
Exons: 13
Coding region: 1139-3379 (746 amino acids)
Source: RefSeq, a predicted model, not a curated record
UGCUGGGCGGAGGGACGGAAUGAAAGAGAGAGGAGGGGGUGAAAGAGGAAAGGAGGGACGAGCACCGCUGAGGGUGGAGAUCAGAGACGGAAGUGCAAAAACGGCGGACUCGUCUGUCAACGAGCGAUCGCUCGGCCGCGUGCGCGCAGCCCCAAUACCUGGCCGGCGGAGACGCGCCUCGGUGGGAAACGCGCUUUCGCGAGCUUCGGACGCACUCACGCACGCUCGCUCGCGAACGCGCGCGCGCGCUCUCGCGUAGAAGGGCGGCCCUCACGCGCUGCCUGAGCUGCUGCUGCUGCUACUGCUGCUGAAGCCUCCUCCUCUUCUUCUGCUUCUUUUUCUCCUUCUUCGGCGGAUUUAUUGUUUCACUUUGUGAGCGGAGAAACCCCGAGUCUGCGCCUCUCUCUCCACGGAUUGUUUGUUCUCUCUCUCUCUCUCUCUCUCUCUCUCCCUUUUUCUUCUUCUUUUUUUUUGUAUAAAUGGAUACGAGCUUCCUUCACGAUGGACGUGCUGAUAAACGGCGUUUUUUCCCGGUCACAAUGUCCUCGUAAAUCCGAGGAAUAAACGACGAGAGGGCAGUGGACAGAAAAAAAGUCUUUCUGCGGAAACUCUGAGACUUGCGAGCGGCUUCUUUUGUCCUUUCCACAGCACCAACUUUCUUUCUCCACUCGUGGUUACGUGGGCUAGCUCGAGUCAAUUCGACUGAAACACACACACACACACACACACACACACACACAGCCGAGUAUACACUCUCUCAGACACACACACACCGACACACAGAUACGGACAGAAACCUUGAAGGAGGAUUGAGAAUAAAUAUAAGAUACUUGGUGGGAUUGUGUUGUAUGUGAGUGGAUUAUAGACGCUGAGGAGAACCAGGCAGAACGUCAUGUUCCUCUUUGUACUGUUUUGGCCGUGAAUCGGGUCCCCGGGAUGUUAACGAUACUACAAAUAAAAGUCCAGACGAAAUUAGGUUUGGAGAUUUUAGGAGUAAAAGAGUAAAGCUCAGGCCCCGAUCCUGGUAGCAAAAGAAAGCGCAGGAAAACAGAAAACAUCUCUGCACACUAACUGUGCACGGGACCCUUUCGAGUAAAAGCUGCGAUAUAACAGUCGCUGGGAUCAGCGGGAUUGCACCAUGUUUUCUCCAACUGCAGCAUUGGCUCCUCCUCCACUUCUAACGGGGAACGCUCUAGCCGUGCCUGGUUCUUCCCCUUCAGGUCCCUACACAGAGCAGGACCUGCUGCGUCAAGAGCUGAACUCCCGUUUCUUGGCCUCCCAAAAUGUGGAUAGAGGAAAUCCUCUGGCUGCUCCGUCUUACCUACGUACCGAGUUCCACCAGCACCAGCACCAGCACCAGCACCAGCACACACACCAACACACACACCAGCAUACCUUCACCCCGUUCCCUCACCCGGCCAUCCUGCCAGGCCCUGUAGCACCCCUGGUGCGUACCAACACCAGACAUUUUGACAAAUACCCACCAAAGGUCGACUCCUUUCACAGGCACAAUUUACUUCAGUCGUAUCCUACAGUAAUGCCAGGAUUGUCUCCCAUGGUGCCCCCAACAGGGAUAUUCAGCUCUCUGCAGGGAGCCUUCCAGCCCAAGGCCUCCAACCCACUCGAUGUAGUUCCUGGACCAGGAGCAAUGCCUCGUCCACUCAUACAGAAGGAAUCCAGAUUGUUGGACUCGGCGUGUCCUACACCAAAGAAACCCGGCAAAUGGUGCGCAAUGCAUGUUCACAUUGCAUGGCAGGUGUACCACCAUCAGCAGAAAAUAAAGAAGCAGAUGCAAAAUGAGCCACACAAGCUAGACUUUGGGUUGAAGCCAGAGUUCCUGAGUCGACCUUCUGGUUCAGGUCUCUUAGGAAUGAUCCAGCAACCGCGUGACUUGCCCCGCCCUUCCACCAUCUUUUCCAGCGCUGGUCCCACACACCCUUCUGUUUCACCUUAUGGAUACUUACCCCAUCCUCACAGUAAUCUCCACACACCCCCCUCUCAUCAUGACCCUCUGAAUAAGCCACCAGGGUUCGGAGGUUUGGGAAUUCUGAGCUCCACAGCGUUCGGAGGGCUUGGAAAUCCUACAAUAACACCAAGCUCUGCACAUGGAAGUAAAGACAGUAAAGCAGCUCCAACUUCAGCAGGACCUCAGGAGCCCUGGAACAGGUUGCAGCAGACACCCUCGUCUUUCCCUACACCCCCUGCCUGGCCACAGCCCCCUGAACUCGAAAGAGUAAUGGACAAGAGAGAUUUUGGACUCAACAAAGAAGAGCACGAAAGGGACACGAAAGAGAAGUUAAAUGUGAGACACCAGUCACCUUCUAACACAAGUCCACAGAGUCAUAAGCAAACAGUACAGUCCUCUAGAGACACUCCUGAGCCAAAAGACAAGGACAGAGCUAGAGAACGAUCACAAUCCCAGGAACCCCCCAACCAGAGUGGAGAGACCGAGGAUCAGAGGCACAAGGACAGUCAGCAAGAGAAGAAGGAAAAAUCCACUAAGGGUGACCAGCGUCCUACUGAGGAAAAAGCUCCUUCUGAGGACACUCUGUCCCCCCAGCAACAAAGGAUUCGAGUUGAGAAGCGCAGUAGUGACGGAUCACUGUGGGAGCCGGACGCUAAGAGGAGUAGACUAGAAGCCGAGCAUGCCAAGAGUAUCCAUGUUAAAGUGAAGGAGGAGAGGAGAGAGAUUCGGGACUCUCCUGAAAUCAAGCCACCUCCUAAAGUUUUUGAGAAACCAGUGCAGGAUCGAAGAACGCCAGGGAUGCAGCCGUUGCCCAUGUCCUCCAUUCCUGUGCCUCUAGGAAUGACAGGAUUUCCACAUGGCCUUGAAAGGACUCGCUUAAUGACGCCACUGGUUGGGAUGAGCACACUGUCUGGUGCUGAGCGAUUUCCAUACUCUCCCCAGCAUUGGGAUCCAAUUCGGAGUAUGAGCCGUGGUCUGGACAUUACUCAAAAAGACCCUGUUGCCAAGGAGCUGCUGCUGAGGGGCGACCCACUGCAGCGUGUUUACCCACGCGAGCCGCUCCUCCACCCGUUUAUGCUGGAACAGCAGCAGAGGUGCCAGCUGGAAGAACGCCAUCGCCUGGCACUGCUGCGUGAGGAGAGCGAGAGGAGCCGCCUGCUGGCUCUGCACCACCACGCCACCCUCGAGACCCAGCUGGCACAUCCCGGCCUUCUGCCCGGACCCUACGCCAGCCCGCUGUUUCCGCGCCUGGCACUGGCUCAUGCUGCACCCUAUGGCACUCUGAGCAAGGCUCUACCUCAUGCAGGCUACAUGCAUGCCCCUCCGCCCCCUCUGCUGCCUGGAAUGCCCAUGCGGCCUCCUUCUCCCAGACGGACUACGCCACUGGCAGACAGAAAUGUCGAGGCGCCAUGAGUGGGACAUAAUGAGGGCCUCACUGAGGCUGAGCCAAGCACUUCAUGUCAAAUACGUGAUAAAUAUGGAAAUGUACAGGGGCAUCUGGGCUGAUGCCUGGAUCCAGAUUAAGUCUAGAUUUUCAUUUAAUUGCAGUGUCAGUGGUGAAUCAGAGUUCUUUUUUUUUUCCCAACUUCUGCUACUCAAUUCAUUACCAGGAAACUGGCCCAUCAUUUUUUUUUUUUUUGUGAAAAAAAUUAAAAAGAAUUUUAAGCAAAAA